This is a messenger RNA of Oncorhynchus kisutch (coho salmon), 3238 nucleotides long. RefSeq names its product EGF-containing fibulin-like extracellular matrix protein 2. The record is from RefSeq and is a predicted model, not a curated record. Bases 1101 to 2417 code for a protein of 438 amino acids. Lineage: Eukaryota; Metazoa; Chordata; Actinopteri; Salmoniformes; Salmonidae. The transcript has 11 exons. Gene Ontology annotation, molecular function: calcium ion binding.
UAAAAAGGAAGAACAUAUUUCACUGUUUGUAUACAGUAGAAGAGCUGUCCCGGAGUACACAGCUUUCAUGUAAUUGUCAAAGGAAAUGUGUUGCAAAAGUAUUAGUAGUACUAUAGUUAUAACAAAACCUCUUGAAGAAAUGGAUGAUGAUUACUUCAGGGUCAGCCUUUUCAUGCUUCUACAUAUAAACAUGUCUGUCUGGAAGACCUCCAGUUUAAAUAUUUACUGGUAGUUAGAAAAGCUAACUACUUUUCCAAGAAGGCUUGUGUCUCUCUCCUCUCUCCUUCGCUCUAAUUUUUGUCCACAUUCCACCAACUUCUCUCCCAAGCUAUAAAUAUCUGCCUGUGUCAGAUUGGACCGGAGCGAGGGAAAACUUAGUGGCUGUACAGAAAGAGAAAAAGAUGGGGGAAGUAAGGAUAGAUAGAUUGGGGGAGCGAGCUGUGGGGGGUGAUUUUAAAUGAAACCAGGAGCGUUGUGUGACCUGUGAGUGGGGGCACAGGGGGGAGGGGGAGUGUGUGUGUGAAUCUAUGCAAGUUGUUGUUCCGCCUGCGAUUCGGACGGAUUUGGAAUUUGGGCCGCAGACCAGGAAUUUGCAUCCUGGGGGGUCAGGGAGGGGGGGUCAGUGGGAGGGUGGAGGAUGGCAGUGCAGGGGGCCAGAGGGGGGGGGUAGGAAUGGGCUGUCCCUCUUUCCUCUCUGCCUCUUUCCUUCUCUCUCUUUCUCGCCCUCCCCUGCAUGCAUUCAGCUGCUCCAGCUGUCGAUCUGCCCACUCACUCUCUCAGGGCCAUAGAGGCAGGAGCAGGACAGAUAGAGGGACCACUUCUGCUCUCCACACUCACACCACAUCAGGGACCACCACCGCCAGGGGACUAGAACAGCACUACACGGACUCAAACCAGGGACCUGAAGAUAACAGGAAGAAGACGAAUUCACACAAAGGAAGAAGACUUGCCUAUACCGCUGCGCUGCUCUGAGCACCACAACAAGCCGGCAGCUUCUCUCGUCCUGACCGGAGGCACCGCUACCUGUGUGACCCGCCGGCUGUGCCAGGGUGUGUGUUUACGUGUGUGAUCCGGUCCUAUCUGCCAGUCAGUCCGUGAGCAUGCAGGGCGUGUGUGCGGCGAUCCUGUGUGUGUCUGUGUUCCUCCGCAGUGCUAUUUCACAGCCACCUACAGAAAGUGACACCUACACGGAAUGCACAGAUGGGUAUCAAUGGGAUCCUCAGACUCAGCACUGCAAAGACAUAAACGAGUGUGAGACCAUUCCGGAGGCCUGUAAGGGGGAGAUGAAGUGCUUCAACCACUACGGGGGCUACCUGUGCCUCCCCCGCUCUGCCUCAGUCAUCCCAGCUCCAGACCCCCCCAGCCAGCCUGGGACCAACCUGGAGAGCACCGCCAGAGAGCCCUUCAACCCCUGUCCUCUGGGCUAUGAGCCCCAGGGAGACAGCUGUGUGGAUGUGAAUGAGUGUGAGAGAGAUGAACACGACUGCCAGCCCAGCCAGCAGUGCAUCAACACGCCGGGAGCCUUUACCUGCCAGUGUCCUGAGGGUUACCGUAAGGUUGGCACCGAGUGCAUCGACAUUGAUGAGUGCAGAUACAGGUACUGUCAGCAUCGCUGUGUCAACGUCCCCGGCUCCUUCUCCUGUCAGUGUGAACCAGGCUUCCAGCUGGCCGGCAACAACCGCUCCUGUAUUGAUGUGAAUGAGUGUGACAUGGGCGCCCCCUGUCAGCAGCGGUGUUAUAACACCUACGGUACCUUCCUCUGUCGCUGUGACCAGGGCUACGAGCUUGGGCCUGAUGGCUUUGCCUGCAAUGACAUAGACGAGUGCAGCUACUCUAGUUACCUGUGUCAGUUCCAGUGUGUCAAUGAGCCCGGGAAGUUCUCCUGUCAGUGCCCAGAAGGCUACCAGCUGCUGGGCACUCGACUAUGCCAGGAUAUAAACGAGUGUGAGACCGGAGAGCACCAAUGUACUGAAGGACAGACAUGUGUGAAUAUCCACGGUGCCAGUCAGUGUGUGGACACCAACCGUUGCCAGAGCCCUUACGUCCAAGUAUCUGACAAUCGCUGUGUUUGUCCUGUGACCAAGCCGGCCUGUCGAGACCUACCCUUCUCUAUCGUCCAGCGCUACAUGAGCAUCACGUCGGAGCGCUCCGUCCCGUCAGACAUCUUCCAGAUACAGGCCACCAGCGUCUACCCCGGAGCCUACAACACCUUCCGUAUCCGCUCUGGAGACCACGACGGAGACUUCUACAUCAGACAAAUCAACAACAUCAGCGCCAUGCUGGUUUUAGCCCGGGCCGUGACGGGGCCCCAGGAGUACACACUGGACCUGGAGAUGGUGUCAGUCAACCCCCUCCUGAGCUACCAGACCAGCUCGGCUCUGCGACUUUCAAUCUACGUAGGGCCUUAUGCAUUCUAGAGGGAGGACAGAGAGUCAGAGACAGAGAGGGGGAGACACACAGUAGAGAUACAAGAGAGGAGAAUUAGGACACACAGAACAAUCUAGAAUUGAAAGGGGUCAUAAACAGAACAGUCAGAUAUUGUGACAUGAUGUCAGACGUUUGUUAGCUUCUCCUACUUCAUGACCUGCAAAGGAAACACACAACUCAAAUCACAACCCUCUGGGAAAGCUGAGAUAGAGUGAGGUAAAGAGACAUUUCUAAAAAUGAAUACUUUAUGGAUAACGUGUGACUGAUAAACAUCAAUAUGACGAAGUUAAUUUUUCCCCAGCCCACACACCGUUCAUUUCUGUUCCCUGCCUCUUAGCUGAAGUCUCCUGAAGUAUAUUUUUCGACUGCUCCACGCUGCUCAUUUGUCAUGGUCCUUUGAGCCGAAUAGGGACAAUUACCCUAGUAACCUUUAGUACAAACCCCUGUCAUGUUUCAGAAACACCCUGCAAUUGAAGAUGAAGAACAACACGUUAUUUCAUCAUUCUCAUCCCGUCUCUGUCAUUCUCUUGCUUUGAGCAGGCCCAUUCUCACGCCUGUGUUUUCAUGCUACUCUCAUUCCUCAGCCUUUCAAUCCUUAUCGUCCAUGGACACGACUCAAUAACCACUCAGAUCCAACCUCCUCAUCCACCCUGUCUCUCCUGCAUCCAUCUCUCGCCUAAAUCAUAGCUAGUAUUAGUGCUGAAGCUCUCACACACUCACUCACUCAUCAUUUGUAGAUUUGUCACAUUAAUGAUUUUGUUGUAAUUUUGGUCCAGGAAGCUGAUACAAAAUAAAACGAUAUACAUUUUAA